Molecule: messenger RNA, 4088 nt
Organism: Cyclopterus lumpus (lumpfish)
Lineage: Eukaryota; Metazoa; Chordata; Actinopteri; Perciformes; Cyclopteridae
Gene: jak1
Product: Janus kinase 1
Exons: 25
Coding region: 364-3891 (1175 amino acids)
Biological process (GO): cell surface receptor signaling pathway via JAK-STAT; intracellular signal transduction; tyrosine phosphorylation of STAT protein
Cellular component (GO): cytosol; cytoskeleton; membrane
Molecular function (GO): cytokine receptor binding; ATP binding; non-membrane spanning protein tyrosine kinase activity
Source: RefSeq, a predicted model, not a curated record
UAAAGUCGGAUCUUGAGCGACGGGCUAAACAGCCAACCAGCUUCCGAAUCUUACAGAGGGUCAUGACGUAGUUUUCGGGAAAGGGGUUGUUACUUGUCAGGAAGGGUGAGCGAGAACGGAGGAGGAUUGCGUCUUUGAUCAAACUACCAACCACCAACAAUUUCUGAGGGAUUUAUCUGAUAUUUCGCUCCCUUUGGAUACUGGAUAUUUUUCUUGGAAGUUUUAGAAUCAAGAAGCCGAGACAAACGAUAGCGUAACUUAAAACCAGCCUAGAGAGGAGCUACAACUUGGCCCAGGCGUCUAAUGUACCGAACGAAACGGAAGUAACUUGCCAGCUGUCUGGCUAAGCUCGUGAGUGUCUGAAUGCCAAAUCUGUGGGUGAUGGAGUUGAGCAGGCAGCUCUGUGGAAAGAUGAGGAGGUCCAGUAAGAGGGCCCAACUCUCCUCUUCUCCUACUUCCACUUGGGGCCUGGAGAUCCACUUUUACACACCGGAGGUGCACCAGCUGGAGUACUUCAAGGGCUGCUACACCGCGUUGGAGCUCUGCGUGGAUGCUGCCAAGAAAUGCUCAAUCUCUCCCUUGUGCCAUAACCUAUUUGCCCUGUAUGAUGAGACAACUAGCAUGUGGUACCCUCCCAACUAUGAGUUCAAGAUCACGGAUGAAACCAGUGUCAAGUUGCACUAUCGCAUGAGGUUUUAUUUCAGAAACUGGCAUGGGACCACUGAAGGAGAGUCUCCCGUUUGGAGACACUGCAUCAGUAAACUCAGAGGAGGACAGAACACACCAGAAGGAACUCCCCUACUGGAUGCUGCCUCUCUUAACUACCUGUUUGCCCAGAGCCAGUAUGACUUUCAGACAGGCGUGGCUCCACUGAGGGUGUCCCACUCGGAGGCAGAGCAACACGAGAUAGAAAAUGAGUGCUUGGGCAUGGCUGUGCUUGCUAUCACUCACUAUACCACAAACAUGGAUACGACCUCUCCCACUGUUUCCCAUGAAAUCAGCUACAAACGUUUCAUCCCAGAGUCACUGAACCGCAACAUUAAGCAGCGCAACGUCCUGACACGCAUCCGCAUCAACAACGUCUUUAAGAAAUUCCUCAGUGAAUUCAAACACCGCACAAUGAAGGACAGCAAAAUCACGCUGUACGACCUGAAGAUCAAAUACCUGGCCACUCUGGAGGGCCUGAUAAGCAGCCUGGGCAGCGAGCUGUUUGAGCCCAUCUCGCUCAGUGUCAUGCAGGAAGGGGAUGUCUGCAAUGGAGGUUACUAUGGCUUCUCUAACCAGAGCCAAGAGCAGAACCAAAGUCUGAACAUGAAGACUAGCCAUGACAUGCAUGUCCUGGUUACUGGCACCACUGGCAUUUCCUGGAGGAAGAAGCCUGCUACAUCAACUGGGAUCGGCAAAGAAAAGGGCAAGUCAAAGAAGAACAAGUUGGAUGGAAAACAGAAAAAUGACAAAAAGAUCGCAGUGAAUGAAGGCUGGGUGGUGUUCUGUGACUUCCAUGAGAUCACACACACGGUCAUCAAAGAGGCGACGGUCACCAUCUCCAAACAGGACAACAAGAGAAUGGAGUUGCAUAUGGCCUCUAGGGGUGAGGCUCUGUCCUUUGCAGCUCUUGUGGAUGGGUACUUCAGGCUGACGGUGGAUGCCCACCACUUCCUGUGCAAGGAGGUGGCCCCUGCUUCAGUGGUGCACAACAUAAAUAACGGCUGCCACGGACCCAUCUGCACGGAGUAUGCCAUCCACAAGCUGCGUCAGGAAGGCAAUGAGGAGGGCACCUACAUCCUGCGCUGGAGCUGCACUGAUUACGAAUACAUUAUCAUCACUGUGGUCUGCAAUGAGAUCGACCUGAGAGAGUCUCGUCCUGUGUGUCAGUAUAAGAACUUCCAGAUUGAGGUGGCCUCCAAUGGGUUCCGCCUGUAUGGCACUGAGACGUUUCGAGCCACUCUGGUUGAGCUGCUGGAGCACCUGGAGGGCCAAAGCCUUCGCACCGACAACCUUCAGUUCCAGUUGCUGCGCUGCUGCCCUCCACAGCCGAGAGAGGUUUCUAACCUGCUGGUGGUCACUAAAGAUAGAGCGCCUGCCACUCAGACACCCAUGCAGGAGAGUCAGCUUAGCUUCCAUCGCAUUCUCAAGGAAGAGAUUGAACAGGAGGAGCACCUUGGACUGGGCACAAGAACCAACAUAUUCUCAGGCACACUGAGGGUGAAGAGUGAGGAGGAGGAGGACGCAGGUUACUCAUCCUUCCAGGAGGUCAAGGUGGUCCUGAAGGUGCUGGGCUCCGGACACAGGGACAUCUCCCUGGCCUUCUUUGAAACAGCCAGCAUGAUGCGACAAGUGUCUCAUAAACACAUUGUGCUGCUGUAUGGAGUGUGUGUCCGCCACCAGGAAAAUAUCAUGGUUGAAGAGUUUGUCCAGCCAGGACCACUGGACUUAUUUAUGAGGAGACAGCAGAGCCCACUCAGCACACCGUGGAAGUUCCAGGUGGCCAAGCAGCUGGCCUCAGCUCUCAGCUACUUGGAGGACAAAAAGCUGGUCCAUGGCUUUGUGUGUGCCAAAAACAUUCUGCUUGCCAGAGAUGGACUGGACACACAUAAAGGAGGGCCCUUCAUCAAGCUCAGUGACCCAGGAAUACCAAUCACAGUACUCACCAGAGAGGAGUGUGUGCAUCGCAUCCCAUGGAUCGCUCCAGAGUGUGUAAAGAGCGCGUCUUCACUCAGCGUCGCAGCUGACAAGUGGGGCUUUGGUACCACCCUGUGGGAGAUCUGCUAUGAUGGAGAUGUCCCCCUUAAAGACAAGAAACUCACAGAGAGGGAGAGGUUUUAUGAAACUGAGUGCCAACUGGCCACCCCGGACUGCAAAGAGCUGGCUGAACUGAUGACCCACUGCAUGACCUACGACCCCAAGAAGAGACCUUUCUUCAGGGCUAUUGUCAGAGACAUAGACAUGCUGGAGGAAAAAAACCCAUCUAUUGAACCCCAGCCUACACCAGAGGUGGACCCAACUAUGUUUGAAAAGAGAUUCCUAAAGAAGAUCAGAGAUCUGGGAGAGGGCCACUUUGGAAAGGUGGAGCUGUGUCGCUAUGAUCCUCGGGGAGAUAAAACAGGUGAGCUGGUGGCAGUGAAAUUCCUAAAGCCUAACAACCGGGAUGGGCAGAGCAACAACCUCUCGUGUGAGAUCAACAUCCUGAAGGCACUCUACCAUGAAAACAUUGUCAAAUACAAGGGCAUCUGCCAAGAAGAAGGUGGUCAGGCCAUCAAGCUGAUCAUGGAGUACCUUCCACUGGGCAGUUUGAAAGACUAUCUACCCAGAAACAAAAGCAAGACCAGCCUCAGCACCUUGCUCAGCUACUCUGUCCAGAUAUGCAAGGGAAUGGACUAUUUGGGUUCUCGAAAUUACAUUCACCGAGACCUGGCGGCCCGAAAUGUUCUGGUGGAAAACGAGAGGACGGUGAAGAUCGGAGAUUUCGGCCUCACCAAAAGUAUUAAGAACAACGAGGGAUAUUACACGGUCAAAGAUGAAAACGACAGCCCAGUUUACUGGUAUGCACCAGAGUGUCUGACUCACUGCAAGUUCUACCUUGCCUCAGACGUUUGGUCCUUUGGGGUGACGAUGUAUGAACUCAUCACCUACUGCGACCCCUCCAAGACCCCAAUGACGCUCUUCGGUCACAUCAUUGGUAGUCAUCAAGGUCAGAUGACUAUCAUCCGAUUGGUAGAGGCGUUGGCGGAAGGAAAAAGGUUGCCACGUCCCGAGGGCUGUCCUGAGCCUGUGUAUGAGCUGAUGCGCAGGUGCUGGGAGAACACACCCGACCUGAGAAUCACAUUUAAACGCCUGGUGGAGGAGCUGACCAAAUUGCAGCAACAGUUCCAAACACAAAACAACCUUUAGACUUCCUCAAACGGUUUGACUCGGGACCAGAUGUGAACGGCAAAACUGACUCCAGAUCAGUAUGUGCUUGUGGAGCGUCAUUGUACUGAGAGAAAGUCCUUCACUCAAAGCAUUGCUUCUUCAUACACACACACACAUAUAUGGUAGCUUCUUCAUACACACACACACACACACACACAUAUAUAUAUAUAUAUACA